AUGCUGGUUAAGGCCACCGUCAGUGAGCUGUGCGAGGUGCCGGACUUGUCGCCAGGCCAGAAGGUGGCUCUUAAACUCGUCAGGCUGGAGGAAGGUUGGACCACUUUGGACAAAUUUGAGCGCGAAUCGUCGGUCUUGCAGAGGCUGCGGCAUCCAGCAGUUCCGUCAUACUAUGGCAGCGUGGUUAGAGACCGUCCAAAUGGUCAAGACUUCGGCCUGGUGUGCAAUAUUGUCAACGGCAACACGCUUGAAGAAGAGCUUCGCAGUGGUCGUUGGGUCGCAACAGUGGACAACAUAAAGUUGCUGGCAGAGACCCUUCUGGAGGUGUGUGUCCACCUGGCCAGCUUCGCCCCGCCGAUUGUGCACAGAGACAUCAAGCCCCAGAACAUCUUGCUGGAGGAGCGUUUCAGUCGUCGCAAGCAUGACGGAUGUUUCCCGAGGCGGUCGAUCGAAUACUGCUUGCAGUCGCAAAACAUUGCCCCAAAUGAUAUCAGCAUCGUCGCGCAUGGCUGGCUGUUCGGUGGAGAAGACCUGACAAAGCGGCUUGCAGCGGAGCCGGUGGAGGUUCAAAAGCACAUGCGUUGGAUGGCUACGAAAUUUCGGGACGUAGAUUUGAACGUGGAAGCGCGGCUCCGAUCAGGCUUGCAAGCCCUUGGAAUCCCUGAAGCACGCUUGCAGAUGUAUGAUCACCACAGCUGUCAUGCCGCCGCCGCUUUCUUUGCCUGGCCGGCACGCCUGACAGCCGAUUGUUGUGAUUGCUGUUGUGUUACUUUGGAUGGGCGUGGAGACUAUGCAUCUGGCAAGAUUGUGAAGUUUUUGGAGAAACCAGCGGUCCUUGACGAGACUUCCAUGUUUGACAGCCUUGGUAUGCUCUGGGCCUUCGUAACUGCCUCCUUGGGUUUCAAAGCUUUCCGUCACGAGGGCAAGCUGACAGGCUUAGCUGCUCAUGGGGACGGCAGUCGUACAGCGCGUAUCUUCGAAAAGGUCAUGGGGCUGGUAGAAGAUGGAGGCCUCUGGAGGAUCAGAGCCUUCUGGCAAAAAGAGGAGACGAAGAAUUUCAUGCUGUUUCUGGCCAGCUUGGAGGGCUCAGCCCAUGAAAGACGAGACCUUCGGACUUUCGCUCUCUACCAGGAGCUGCAGCAGCACCACCCGAAGGAUGUCGCCGCGGGAUUGCAAAUGUUCACAGAGGAUCUUCUGCUGGGUUACUUGCGCUUGAACAACUUCGUCAAGCCGUACAUCUGCGUUGCUGGUGGUGUCUUCGCCAACGUACGGCUGAACCUGCGGCUACGGCAGCAUUUCCAGGAUGCGACUCAGGUCUUCGUGUAUCCCAACAUGGGCGAUGCAGGGCUUUGUUUUGGAGCUGCGGCUUUGGCAGCUUCCGAUGCAGGCCGGCAGGUUUCCUGCCCGAAAGGCAGUGUUUUCCUGGGACCCGACUUCUCUACCGAGCUGGGCGGCGUUCUGCGGCCUGUGUCCGACUUCGGCGGGUCGGAGAUAAGUGAUUUGGAAGGCUUUGCAGCGGAGGUGGCGGCCUAUCUGGCAAGGGGCAAAGUCGUGGGUCUGUACGUGGGUGCUAUGGAGUUUGGCCCGAGAGCCCUUGGGCAUCGCUCUUUGCUGGCUUCUGCAACAGAUCCCGCCAUCAACUCAGACUUGAAUGCACGCUUGGGGCGGACGGACUACAUGCCAUUUGCCCCAAUGACGUUGAGAAGUUUUGCUGGGCAGGCGUAUUCGGACUUUCCUGUCGAGGACUUGGAAGCCGGGCGUCACAUGACGAUGUGUUAUGAAGCCACACCGGAGUUGAAGAACAUGUGCCCUGCCGUCGUGCAUGUGGAUAACACAGUGAGGCCACAAGUGGUGGACGAACGUGACGGACUAGCGUAUCACGUGUUGGUGCACUACGAGGCAAAGACCGGCGUGCAUAGCCUCAUCAAUACUAGCUUCAACAUGCACGAGGAUCCGAUUGUCUGUACUCCGAAGGAUGCCAUGCACGCCUUCGAGAAGGGUGCAUGCGAUGCAUCUCAGCUCUGUGCUGGCAGCUUUCCCUUUCUUGAUCUGGAUGACAAUGCAGUAUCUACGGAUGAUACGCGCACCAGCUGGCGCACGUACCUGGUCGACUUCGGCUCUGCUGUUCUCGGGUCAGGAACCAGAACUGCGGAAGGGACCUUCGGAUACAUGGCACCAGAGUCUUUUGGUCGGGUCUUCACCCCGAAGUCCGACCUCUACAGUGUUGGUGCGACUCUGCUGUACGCAGCGACGGGUUUGGAGCCUGGGACACUGCCGCAAGAACGCCUCAAGGUCAAAUUUCGCCCAGCCUUCGUUGGCACAGUGUGGGAGAGACAGGAGCGCUGGUUUUUGAAGUUACUGGAAGGACUGCUCGAACCCGCGCCCGAAGACAGGUUCAGCUCCGCUGCGGAGGCAUUGAGUUUCUUGCGACAGCCUGUGACAGAG
Messenger RNA from Symbiodinium necroappetens, 2445 nucleotides. The record is from the annotation of a GenBank genome assembly. NCBI's taxonomy places the organism in Eukaryota, Dinophyceae, Suessiales, Symbiodiniaceae.